UGUGAAACGCACCACAACUGCCAUCGUCUACUACUCCUUUAGUCUAACGUUGUUGCGAGACGAGGCUAGCGCUAUCCUGAUCUACGAGGCGAACGCCACCAUGUCAUUCGAAACCUACAUACAGCGCGCGGAUAACUACAUCACGAAACAGAUCCACAAGUUUGAGCAACAGAAACGCGGAACCAGAUCACCACCUCGUGCAAAUGGAUAUCACCAAAUGCCUGUCUUAAAUCGACAACAGCAAGGCCGACCGCCGUCUCAAAGUGGCUAUCCGGGCAGCCCGGCCCCACAAGGUGGUCCACCCUCAGUGCCGCAAGGCUGGAUACAGGAGUUCGAUGCAAGAAGUCAACGCUGGUAUUACAUUGAGAGAGCAACAGGACGAAGUCAAUGGGAGCCACCAUCCUUCGCCCCGUCGCGCGCCGCUACGUUUCAGCCUGACGUCCGCAUGCCCAAUCCAUACGAUCGCUUCACCCGGGACGACGAGCAGAGUCAGCGGUGGCGCGCGCGAUCCAAUUCUCAGCCACAACGGCCAGGGUCAGGUGUAAGUGGCCAUGGACAGUUCCUCGAUCCAAGACAAAACGAAGGAGGUGGAGGCGGAAGGGCAAGUCCGGGUGGAAUGCACACCCAGCUACCACCGGGAUCACAUUACGAUAUGAAGACGGGGAAAGUGGUUAGCAGUAUGUUUCCGGAGGGCCAAACCCACCACAGCUGGCAACAGGAGAUACAGAGGAUAUGAUAUUUGCCAAGGAUGUUGGAGAAGGAAUUAGGGCGACAUAGAUAGUGUCACCGGAAUGGAGUUCUUGCUUUAGGGAAAGGAGACCUUCGACGAGUCGAUGAAUCCUGGUGUUGUUGGUCUUUGAUGGAAUGUCUG
Messenger RNA from Alternaria rosae, 871 nucleotides. RefSeq lists its product as uncharacterized. The transcript has a single exon. Gene Ontology annotation, molecular function: protein binding. The record is from RefSeq and is a predicted model, not a curated record. Bases 101 to 736 code for a protein of 211 amino acids. NCBI's taxonomy places the organism in Eukaryota, Fungi, Ascomycota, Dothideomycetes, Pleosporales, Pleosporaceae.